CAGUCAGCUGACUGUGAGACGCCAUAAAGGCAUCACGCCUCUCCGCCGCCUGCAUUGCAGUGAUCACAUCUCCCCGAGUCAUCUUCAACCCGCGGAGCGACAGAAACACCCGAGAAACAGCGCAGUCAUGCUGCCUCUAACGCUGCUGUUCGUGGCCACAGUUGCAGCAACACCUCUGCUGGGCACUGAGCAGUGUGCCCGUGGCCCCCCCUACUGGUGUCAGAAUAUAAAGACGGCGUCUUUGUGUGGAGCUGUGACUCACUGCCAGCAGAACGUGUGGAACAAGCCUCAGUUGAAAACGGUGCCAUGUGACUUGUGUAAAGAGGUAUUGAUAGUGGUGGAGCAGGUACUGAAGGACAAUGGCACUGAGACUGAGGUCCUUGAGUACCUAGAGAAGGCCUGCCAGCUCAUCCCUGAUCAAAAAAUGGCCGCUGAGUGCAAGGAGAUGUUGGAUGACUAUUAUCCCAUCAUCAUUGGAAUUCUUACUGGAGAACUGGAGGAUCCCAACGUCGUGUGUGCUCUCAUCGGGCUGUGUCAGUCUCAGCAGGCAGCUCUGGCGAAGGUUGAGGCCCAGCAGCAGCUUGCGUCCAAUGAAAUCCCUCAGAUCGACCUUGCCCAGCCAGUGGUUCCUUUCCUCCUCAAUGUGCCCGGGCUCCUCUAUCCUCAGGAGAGUCCCAAGCAGGAGGUGGUCAAAGAGGAUACAAAAGAGAACAACGAUCAGGUGUGCCAAGACUGCAUCAAGUUCCUGACUGAUGCUCAAGCCGAGGCCAAGGCCAACUCCUCUUUUACAGACAGUCUCAUUGAGAAUAUUGAGAACCAAUGUGACCUGCUGGGGCCAGGCAUCUCUGAAAUAUGCAAGCAGUAUGUCUCCAAUUAUGGCCCCCUUGUUGUUGAGCAGCUCAUGUCCAUGGAACAGCAACCCAAGGAUAUCUGCGUCCACGCUGGCUUCUGUACUGCUGCUCUGAAGAAGUCUUUUCCCAUGCUGAAGCUUCAGGCAGCCAAGACUGUGUCCACGGCCAAGACAGUUCCUGCUCUCAAGAUGGUCCCCGCCACAAAGAUGGAGUCUGCUAAGUCUCCAAUGGUGCGUGUCAAGGAAUCCCCAACAUGUGCCAUCUGUGAGUUUGUGAUGAAGCAGCUGGAGGAAAUGUUGCAGGAUCAGAAAACAGAGGAGGAGGUGCUUCAGGCUGUGGAGAAGGUGUGCACAAUACUGCCCUCCACUCUGACUGCCCAGUGUAAGGACCUGAUCGAGACCUACGGCCAGGCCAUCAUUGAGCUGCUGGUGCAGCAGGCUGACCCCAAGACUGUCUGCACAGUGCUGGCUCUCUGCAAUGAUGCCAGCCGUGCAUAUGUCCCUGCACUUGACCAGAUUCGCUUCAAGGCAGGAGGCUACUGCAAGGUGUGCGAGACGGCCAUUACCUACAUCGAUAAGAUUCUGGAGAAGAACGCUACAGAGGAACAGAUAAAGGAGGCAGUGAGGAAAGUGUGCAGCUUCCUGCCUGACUCUUUCAAGACUGAGUGUGACCAGAUGAUUGUACAGUAUGAGCCAAUGCUUGUCCAGCUGCUGCUCCAGAUGCUUGACCCAGAGUUUGUUUGCAUGAAACUAGGAGCCUGUCCUGAAGCUGUGCACAGGCUGCUGGGAACAGAGCAGUGCAGCUGGGGACCUGCAUUCUGGUGCAAAAACAUGGAGACAGCAUCUCGGUGCAAUGCUGUGGCUCACUGCAAACGUCAUGUGUGGGUAUAGAGGAAGAAGCACAGAUUCAUCUGUAGGGAAUUGAAAAGAAACAAUAUGGUAGUGCUGCUUCCCAGUUUUAAUUUUUGUCCCAUUACUUUUUUAACAGACUUAAAUGACUUCUGUUUCAACUUAACUUUGAUAUUUUCAAUGAUGUCAUGGAGGAAAGGGACUGGACCUUUUUUUUUUUUUUUUCGGGGUGGGGGACAGGGAAGGAGUGAUUUGUGUAUAAUGGCCUGCAGCUCAAGCCUGUCAUUGCCUCACUGAGCACAUUUAAGUUGUUAUAUUUCCCUACAUUGCUUGUUUGUUUUUGUAGUUUUUUCAAGUGUUGUAUAAUGUUGACGACGCAUCAGAUGGCUGCCGUCCUGCUCGUCUUCCGACCCCCAUUCUGAUUCUUUGCCCUGGUGAAACCACUCACUGCAAAUAGGAGAGAUGGCUCAGUGUGUUAAUGACUGGCAUUACUUUAAGUAGGAUGUCUGAUCUUUGAAACAAAUUUCUAUUUCGUAGACAAAAUAGGUUAGAUUUUGUUUAAAGGAGCUGAGGUGGAGGUGAUAAGUCUGAGAUUGUGCCUCCCAUUGUUUGCACUCUUCCUACUGUUUGUAAAUCACUGCAUCUCUAACGUACAAAACAUCUGAAAUUUGAUUUGUCUGCUUUAAACCCUGAGCACACUGUCAAUUGAUCUGUACAUUUUAACAAUUAAAAUGAUCCCAAUAAA
Paralichthys olivaceus (Japanese flounder) is the source of this 2444-nucleotide messenger RNA. The record is from RefSeq and is a predicted model, not a curated record. Lineage: Eukaryota; Metazoa; Chordata; Actinopteri; Pleuronectiformes; Paralichthyidae.